UGGCAUGUCACAGAGAGAGGCCGGGGGGGCACCGGCCAUGCCAGGAGUGGGGCCCAGCCCGGCUCGGGCCCAGCGGCAGCUGCGCACAGGCACCGACUGGAAGAGGGGCCGCCUGCGCAGGACAAGGCAGGACCUGUGGGAAGGGACCAGCUGGAGCACCCAAAGGUGGCGCAGAGCUGCCCCUAGCCCACGGGGGGGCAGGGCUGGGAGCCUGGCUCACGGCAGGAGUGAAGCCAGUCCCCAGAACGCCGCGCGUGAGCGGAGCCGGGUGAGGACGCUGCGCCAGGCCUUCCUGGCGCUGCAGGCCGCACUGCCUGCCGUGCCGCCGGACACCAAGCUCUCCAAGCUGGAUGUGCUGGUGCUGGCCACCAGCUACAUCGCCCACCUCACCCGCAUGCUCGGCCACGAGCUGCCUGGCCCUGCCUGGCCACCCUUCCUGCGCGGACUCCGCUACUUGCACCCUCUCAAGAAGUGGCCGAUGCGCUCUCGCCUCUACGCUGGUGGCCUGGGAUCCCCUGGCCUUGACUCAAGCACAGCCACCCCCUCCAGUCAAAGGGCCAAAGAGGCAGAGGUCGGGAUUCAAGACGCUCUCCUUCCGGCCUGGCCACUCUCUCCAGCUCUUUGUGACGAAUGA
This is a messenger RNA of Condylura cristata (star-nosed mole), 634 nucleotides long. RefSeq names its product transcription factor 23 (gene TCF23). The record is from RefSeq and is a predicted model, not a curated record. Lineage: Eukaryota; Metazoa; Chordata; Mammalia; Eulipotyphla; Talpidae. Gene Ontology annotation, molecular function: protein dimerization activity; RNA polymerase II transcription regulatory region sequence-specific DNA binding; DNA-binding transcription factor activity, RNA polymerase II-specific. The transcript is spliced from 3 exons. Gene Ontology annotation, biological process: regulation of transcription by RNA polymerase II; developmental process. The coding region runs from base 5 to 634 and encodes 209 amino acids.